GGCCAGGGAGGUGCUGACUGGGCUGGCAGGCCCCGGGCACAGCGGAUGGUGCUGCCGCGGGCUGGGCACCGGAGACGCGCCAGGGCCACUCGCGCAGGGCAGCGGAGCCCGGGGCCAAGGGGCCAGGAGCAGGAGCGGGGCCCGGCACGGCCCGGCCCGGCACGGCCCUCAGCAUGACAGAAGAGGUGCCCGCAGCUGCCACCAUGCCGGCGUGCAACGGGAGCCUUCCCCCGGAGGAUGGCCCACUCCAGGUCAUCGGCGGCCUCGAAGAAAUUGCAAAAUCUCUUGGGACAGUCCCGUACGCGAACGCGGAAAUGAGCCCCGACACUUCACCUGCAAAGGAGAAUCUGGAGGAAAACAGAAAUUCAUUGCCAGAGGACAUCACUCCUGAGAAUUUUGCUGGAGAGAAGCGAUGCCAAGAAAAGCGAGAGGAGAACGCUGGGACACCGCAGCAGGGACCAGCGGAUAUCCAGGACGCAGGGACCAAUGGCCAGGGAUCAGGGGAAGGGCCGGGGGGCACAGCGGGGACCCCGCCGGGCAGCGCCGAGCCCAGAGCGGAGGAGGCGGAGGAGGCGGAGGAGGAGGAGGACACGGAGGAGGACGAAGUGCAGGUGAUCGAAAUGAAGAGGGAGGGCGGCGGGGCGCCCCGCCCGCAGCAGCCGCCGCCCCCGGGCAGCCCCGGCCGCGGCUCCCCGCUGGACAGGGCGGCGGAGCAGCCCGGCCUGGGGAAGAAGAACGACAUCUCCAGACACAGCUACUCCAGGUACAACACAAUCUCCUACCGGAGGAUCCGCAAAGGAAACACCAAACAGCGGAUCGACGAGUUCGAGUCCAUGAUGCACUUGUGAACUGAGCGGGGAGUGCCUGACCACCGAGCCCUGGCUCUGGCUUGGUUUUAUUUUCUCCCCCCAAACGUGUGUCUUCACACAGCACGAGGUCACUGCUUUUCUUCUUUUUGUAUAUGAUUUAUAAUACACUGUGAAAAUUUAACAUCUUGGCUUUGACGGGGGCAGAGGCAUCCGUAGCGCAGGAAAAUAAAUAAUCAGUUUGCUAAAUACA
Molecule: messenger RNA, 1059 nt
Organism: Passer montanus (Eurasian tree sparrow)
Lineage: Eukaryota; Metazoa; Chordata; Aves; Passeriformes; Passeridae
Gene: ERMN
Product: ermin
Exons: 3
Coding region: 174-848 (224 amino acids)
Biological process (GO): morphogenesis of a branching structure; regulation of cell projection organization; actin filament organization
Cellular component (GO): extracellular exosome; filopodium; myelin sheath
Molecular function (GO): actin filament binding
Source: RefSeq, a predicted model, not a curated record